CCCUCUUCUCUGGGCUAUAUGUGGCAUUUUGAAGCUCUGACAAUCUGCUCCAAAUGUUUUCCAUAUUUGUUCAGCCUCCUUGAUUCAAAUACCAGGAACAACUCAGCCAGCACAAAGCAAAGCUUUGGGGGGCAAAAAACCUCACACCCCCAUCAGCGUGCGCACACACACACGCACGUGAAAACCUAAAGUUCGUCGGCAUGGGAAAGAAGGAGAAGAAACCCCAACACAGCACGUCCCUGAACGCACCCGAAGGGGAGAGAGGCACUGACUCGAGCAAGACGCAGGAGCCUGAGAUGAAGAAGAAGAAGAAGCAGAAGAAAACCAAGGAGGAUCCCAAAGCUGGCCAGGAGGAGGAAUCCCAUACUUGUUGUGGCUGCCGUUUCCCACUGCUGUUUGCUUUGUUGCAGCUGGCAUUAGGCGUCUCUGUAACAGUGCUGGGCUUCCUUAUGGCAGGCAUCAGUUCUUCUCUGCUAGUCAGAGACACUCCAUAUUGGGCUGGGAUAAUUGUUUGUGUGGUGUCCUUAGUGGGAUUUGUUAUGCUUUGCAUUUCAUACCAACCUGAUGAGAAGACGUGUGUGCAGUUCACAGUAAAGUUGAUGUAUUUUCUCCUGAGUGCCCUGGGUCUGGUUGCCUGUGUUUUGGCAGUGGCUUUUGCUGCACAUCAUUAUUUGCAGAUGACAAAAUUUACCUGCAACACCAUCUUUGAGUCCUGCCAGUGCAAACUGGACACUGCAGACCCCCUUGGUAGAACCUUCAUCUACCAGGAUGCAGCUGACUGUGACAGCCUCACCAGCAUGCUCAACCUGUACCUACUUCUGCAGAUGGCUCUCAAUCUGGUCACAGCCCUGGUGUGUCUAUCGGCAUGCUUCGUGAUGUGGAAGCACAGAUACCAGGUCUUCUAUGUGGGAGUUCGGUUCUACUCUUUAACUGCUACUGAAGGCCAGAAACAGAAGGUGUAGUUCUGGGCUGGCAGAGGUUAGCCAAGGAAUGGAAAAUGUCAGCAUACUGCCACCAUAGACACCGCAGAUGGAUGAGCGUUUACAAGGUUUUUGACAGGGAAAAACAUUCACACAGUUUAAUGAAUACAUUUUUCAAUCGUUUUAAGAGCAUUUCAUAUGGCUGCUCUUGCAAAAGCUCUCUUGUGAGAUGAUGUAGAGGUCACAAAGUCCUAAAGAUGCAGCUGUACAAAUACUCACCAAAGAGGAUCUUUAAUAGCCAUAGACAAAAUGAGAGCUUAAAAAAGUCAUUGGGAACUCAUCUGCAGGGCUACAGCUGUUAAGAUAAAGGGUCCAUUUCCAUCCCUGAUAUCUGUCCUUGCCUUCAGAGAAGCUAGACCAGUUUUUAUGAGACAAGGAUCUGGUCCAAAGUGUUUAAUUGUAAUUAUGCUGAUCAUGCCUAGGGGAUAUAUUGUCUCUUGGAUGAUCUGGGCAUAACCCACACUAACCUAAUGAGGGCUUAACAUAUGGAAAAUUAAUAAGGGAUGUCAAGACUCUUCAAAUGAAGGUUGAGACCAACAGCAAAGUGAAUAUAAACAACCGCCAUAUAAAAUAUAUGCAAGACUUUUCAGAGUGACUAAUGAUACAGGUUACUAAUUACUAAUAAACAACAGUAUGAGUGGGCUCACUAAUGGGAAUCUGGGGAUGGCUUUGAUCCCCAGACAGACUCCUCCCCACUUUCAGAGAAAAGAUCAGUUAAG
Messenger RNA from Neopsephotus bourkii (Bourke's parrot), 1699 nucleotides. RefSeq names its product sarcospan (gene SSPN). NCBI's taxonomy places the organism in Eukaryota, Metazoa, Chordata, Aves, Psittaciformes, Psittacidae. The transcript has 3 exons. The record is from RefSeq and is a predicted model, not a curated record. Bases 201 to 962 code for a protein of 253 amino acids. Gene Ontology annotation, cellular component: dystrophin-associated glycoprotein complex; sarcolemma.